GUUCCACCACUACCAGAGAAACCUGGCAAAGUCCGCCAUGGAUUGAUUCCUGAAGAACUUUUCCAGUUCCUGUAUCCCAAAACUGGCGUUACAGGUCCUUACAUGCUGGGUACUGGACUACUAUUGUACAUGCUUUCGAAGGAAAUCUAUGUUGUGAACCAUGAAACUAUUGCUGGUGCUUCCACUCUUAUUGUACUAAUUUACGCUAUUCGAAAAUUUGGGCCACAAGUUGGAGCUUUUGCAGACAAACUGAACGAGGAGAAAGUUGCUAAAGCUCAAGAGGUGAAAGAUACUGCAAUCAAUUCCCUUAAGCAGGCUAUUGCUGAUGAGAACAAAGAACAGUGGCGUGUUGAGGGGCGCAAUUACCUGUUUGAUGCCAAGAGGAGUAAUGUUGUCAUGCUACUGGAGACCAAUUACCGGGAGAGGCUCCUUCACGUCUACGAAGAGGUGAAGAAGCGCUUAGACUAUCAGGUCAACCUGCAACAUGUGAUAUUCCGCCGGGAACAAGAACACAUGGUGAACUGGGUGGAGAAGAAUGUUAUCCAGAGCCUUACUGCACAACAGGAGAAGGAGAGCAUCGCAAAGUGCAUCGCUGAUUUGAAGGUGUUAUCCAAGGCCACACACGCCAGC
Messenger RNA from Ailuropoda melanoleuca (giant panda), 630 nucleotides. RefSeq names its product ATP synthase F(0) complex subunit B1, mitochondrial-like. Gene Ontology annotation, biological process: proton motive force-driven ATP synthesis. The annotation marks the transcript as partial. The record is from RefSeq and is a predicted model, not a curated record. Lineage: Eukaryota; Metazoa; Chordata; Mammalia; Carnivora; Ursidae. Gene Ontology annotation, molecular function: proton-transporting ATP synthase activity, rotational mechanism. The transcript has a single exon.